Gossypium raimondii (Peruvian cotton) is the source of this 771-nucleotide messenger RNA. RefSeq lists its product as uncharacterized. The record is from RefSeq and is a predicted model, not a curated record. Lineage: Eukaryota; Viridiplantae; Streptophyta; Magnoliopsida; Malvales; Malvaceae. Bases 1 to 771 code for a protein of 256 amino acids. The transcript has a single exon.
AUGGACCCUGCUGUCCAUGAACCAAUGAAAAACCCUAGUGAGGAAAAACUUGGUGUGGGUUAUGGCGUUGGAAGUGGCUCAGGAAAUGGCAUGGUAUAUGGCCUUGGAUAUGGCAUUGAAGAUGGGAACCAGUUAGGUACAGCCAUUGGAUAUGGCAUUGGAGAAGGGAACCAGGUAGGUACAGGCAUUGGAAAUGGCAUGGGAAGUGGGAACCAGUUAGGAAUGGGCAUUGGGUAUGGCAUUGGAAAUGGGGGUCAAUCAGGAAAUAGCAUGGGAUUUGGUAUCGGAAAUGCGAACCAGAUGGGAAUGGGUAUCGGGUAUGGCAUUGGAAAUGGGGGUCAGGCCGGAAAUAACAUGGGAUAUGGCAUAGGAUAUGGCACUGGAAAUGGGAACCAGUUAGGAACUGGUAUUGGAUAUGGUAUUGGAAAUGGGAACCAGUUAGGAACCGGUAUUGGAUUUGGUACCGGAAAUGGAGGUCAGUCAGGAAAUAGUGUUGGAUAUGGCGUCGGAAUUGGAUCAGGUGGAAACAACUGGAAUGGACCUGGGACUGGAGUUGGAAUCGGGUCAGGAUCAGGCGGACUAGGGUCAGGGAUUGGCGUGGGAUACGGCUCAGGAGGUGUUCCUGCAUGUACUACCGGCAAUUGCAAUCUAGUGAAUGGCCCUGGGAGCUGUGUACCAGUUGGUCCAGCUCAUUAUGAACUUCAAGGACGAUCUGCUGCUGGAGCUGCCAAAGAGAUGUCGAAGAUUAUGAGCACAGUUACUCAGCCCUAG